AUGUUCACCUCACCAACCGACUCUCCAUCCUCCUCCUCCAACGCAUCCCCCAUCUCUCAACACCCUCACCCUCACGCAUGGUUUCCAUCUCUCCCACGCCGUCAUGCAGAAAAAGUCCGCUACCCGCGGUACUACUCAACCCCCUUAGACAAGGACAGUCCGGACUCGACACCUCUCCACCUCUACGGACUGGAACAGCGCGAACCCUCCAUCAUGCUUGAAAAGCCCAAGCUGCUCCGUCGCGUCUCUUACGCCCUCGACGACAUCAAAGAGGGCGAGAAACUCAAGACCAAGCGUCGUCAGUCUACCUUCAUGCAUGAAAGCGCCAAUAUGAGCUCCGGCGCUAUGUCCAGUGCGGGCUCCUCGCUCUCCGGCGCUGAGAUGUCGGAACCUCCUCGGUCCAGACCUAUGUCGAUUUUCUCUGUGGAUCACUGGUCGCCUCCGACGAGGGGACUCAGUCGUCGGUUGUCUAUCAGAUUGAGUCUCUCCAGGGGGAAGAGAUUCCGUCCCGGUCAGGGAGCCAGUAUUUCACAGCCGAAUUUGAUCGGGUCGUCUACUCAGCUCUAG
This is a messenger RNA of Aspergillus tanneri, 567 nucleotides long. RefSeq lists its product as uncharacterized. Bases 1 to 567 code for a protein of 188 amino acids. The record is from RefSeq and is a predicted model, not a curated record. The transcript has a single exon. Lineage: Eukaryota; Fungi; Ascomycota; Eurotiomycetes; Eurotiales; Aspergillaceae.